This is a messenger RNA of Chaetomium globosum CBS 148.51, 657 nucleotides long. RefSeq lists its product as uncharacterized. Lineage: Eukaryota; Fungi; Ascomycota; Sordariomycetes; Sordariales; Chaetomiaceae. Bases 1 to 657 code for a protein of 218 amino acids. The record is from RefSeq and is a predicted model, not a curated record. The transcript is spliced from 4 exons.
AUGGCACGCCGAUUCCUCGCCGCGCUUGCUCUCGCGCAUAGCGCCGCUGCUUUAAUGGAAGGUUUUGUCGAUGUCUUGGUCCAAGUAGACGAGGUUCGGGUCCCCGCGGAUCUUGUUGCGGGUAUAAUGCAGGCGGCCGGGAGCGACGAUGGCUACGAGGCCUGCGAAACCGCCGACGCCGCGAUCAGCUACUGCUACGAUGCCGGCUAUCUCGAUCCCACGGCCCCGGCCGUCCUCGGGAACGCCUGUUUAUGUUGCGACGGUGCCACUGGUAUUUCCGCUGUAUACUCGAGCUGCGCCUCCUACGCCUUGAACGAGGUACCCGAUGCCACCAGCGUCUACCAAGCCGUCUCUCAAAUCUACAGUAUUUGCGCAAACAGGGUUGUCUGCGGCGCUACGGCAACUUCGCGCCGAGCACCGACACGCACGGUGUCGGAUGGGAGCUCCAUAACCGUUCCUCCAGUAUGCUCAUCGAUGCUCGAUAUCUACAGCUCUUGCUCCGAAAACCUGGAUGUCCAAACUGCUGGGCCCGAGGAUGCCGCCUCCUGCUUCUGGACUAUGCGAGCUCUUGCGCCCCCUGGGCUCGAAGUUCAUUCCCUAGGGAUUAUUCUACCAACUCGCGACAUAUUGCGACGCAUAUUUAUCUCCCAGCACUGA